AUGGCCAUCAGCUCCGACAUCGUCGUUGCAAAGUCAUUACCAACUAUUCACCUCGACCUUCUCCGAGCGGACAAUGACACGGAGAGCAAGAAGCUGCUCAACGCUUGCCGGAGCUAUGGCUUCUUUUAUCUGGACUUGACGAGUGACGCGGAGUUGGUCAAACUAUGGGAUAACAUGUUGGCCAUUAUCAAGGAUUACUUUGAGCAACCACUGGAGAUCAAGAUGCAAGAUGCAAGGAAUGAUGACAACUACGGCUACGAGCCCAUGGGCACCGAAGAAGGCCCAAUGGCCAAAACAAGAGACGGCUACGAGUCUCUGAAAUUCUCCCGCCGCGAAUACCUCAAAGGCUCCUCAGACCUCACCUCGCCCAUCCGGCACCACCAAACGACCUUCUUCACCUUCAUAGAAAAAGCCCACGCCAUAACCCUCACCAUCCUCACCCGCCUCUCAACCCAACUAAACCUCACCGGCCCCGCGCGCUUCGAAGCCCAACACACCGACCCAGGCCCCUCCCUCUCAACCCUCGGCCUCCUCCGCUACCCAAAGCACGACCUGAGCCGGGAAACCUCAAGCACACCCACACACGUCGGGCACAACAAACACACCGACGUCGGAACGCUGACCUUCCUCCUCGCCGCGCAAUGGGGGCUGCAGUUCCUAUCCCCGCUCAGCAAACGGUGGGAAUUCAUCGAGCCGCGCCGCGGCCACGCCAUCAUCAAUGUCGGCGAUAGCCUGCGGUUCCCGAGUGGGGGUGAGCUGGCGAGCGUGGUGCACCGCGUUGUGCCGCUGCGGGAGACGCAGACGGAGGACCGGUACAGCAUGGCGUAUUUCCUGCGCAUGAAUGAUGCGGAUGGGUUUGUGGAUAGUGCGGGGAGGAAGUGGAGUGCGCGGGAAUGGCAUGAUUUUAAGUUUGGGGUGUUUAAGAGUCCGAGUACGCUUGAUAAGAAGGGGGAGUUUUUGACCGGGAUGAUGGAGAGGGAUGGGGUAAUUGGGGUUGCGGUGUGA
Messenger RNA from Aspergillus mulundensis, 1005 nucleotides. RefSeq lists its product as uncharacterized. NCBI's taxonomy places the organism in Eukaryota, Fungi, Ascomycota, Eurotiomycetes, Eurotiales, Aspergillaceae. Gene Ontology annotation, molecular function: dioxygenase activity. The record is from RefSeq and is a predicted model, not a curated record. The transcript has 3 exons. Bases 1 to 1005 code for a protein of 334 amino acids.